Molecule: messenger RNA, 1128 nt
Organism: Loxodonta africana (African savanna elephant)
Lineage: Eukaryota; Metazoa; Chordata; Mammalia; Proboscidea; Elephantidae
Gene: SOX3
Product: SRY-box transcription factor 3
Exons: 1
Coding region: 16-1128 (370 amino acids)
Biological process (GO): cell differentiation; anatomical structure morphogenesis; positive regulation of transcription by RNA polymerase II
Molecular function (GO): RNA polymerase II cis-regulatory region sequence-specific DNA binding; DNA-binding transcription factor activity, RNA polymerase II-specific
Source: RefSeq, a predicted model, not a curated record
CUCCCUGCCCCGGCCAUGUACGGCCUACUGGAGACUGAGCUCAAGAGCCCCGUGGGGCCACCCACUCCCGCGACGGGCGCAGGCGGCCCCGCGGCCCCAGGAGGAGCCGGCAAGAGUGGCGUGAACGCAGGCGGCGUCGUCAUGAACGCAGGCGGCGGCAGUGGCGCGAACGGCGGCGGCACCGACCAGGAUCGCGUGAAGCGGCCCAUGAACGCCUUCAUGGUGUGGUCCCGUGGACAACGGCGCAAAAUGGCCCUGGAGAACCCCAAGAUGCACAACUCGGAGAUCAGCAAGCGCCUGGGCGCCGACUGGAAGCUGCUCACGGACGCCGAGAAGCGGCCAUUCAUCGACGAGGCUAAGAGGCUGCGCGCGGUGCAUAUGAAGGAGUACCCGGACUACAAGUACCGGCCGCGCCGCAAGACCAAGACUCUGCUCAAGAAGGACAAGUACUCGCUGCCUGGCGGCCUGCUGCCCCACGGCGCCGCCGCCGCCGCCGCCGCGGCCGCGGCCGCAGCCGCCGCAGCCGGCGGCCCGGUGGGCGUGGGCCAGCGCCUGGACACGUACGCGCACGUGAACGGCUGGGCCAACGGCGCGUACUCGCUUGUGCAGGAGCAGCUGGGCUAUGCGCAGCCCCCAGGCAUGAGCAGCCAGCCGCCGCCGCCCGCGCUGCCGCAGAUGCAUCGCUACGACAUGGCCAGCCUGCAGUACACCCCCAUGAUGCCGCCCGGCGCCCAGAGCUACAUGAACGCCGCCGCCGCCGCCGCCGCUGCUGCCUCCGGCUACGGGGCCAUGGCGCCCUCGGCCGCCGCCGCCGCUGCCGCCUACGGGCAGCAGCCGGCCGCCGCCACCGCAGCCGCUGCCGCCGCUGCCGCCGCAGCCAUGAGCCUGGGCCCCAUGGGCACGGUGGUGAAGACGGAGCCCAGCUCGCCGCCGCCCGCCAUUGCGUCGCACUCGCAGCGCGCGUGUCUCGGCGACCUGCGCGACAUGAUCAGUAUGUACCUGCCGCCCGGCGGGGACGCGGCCGACGCCUCCUCACAGCUGCCCGGCGGCCGCCUGCACAGCGUGCACCAGCACUACCAGGGCGCCGGGACUACGGUCAACGGCACCGUGCCGCUGACCCACAUUUGA